AUGGCCCAGCCCAUUCGCAAACUCCGGAUUGCAGUCUCUGGCCUCGGCCGCAUGGGCGCCAGACAUGCGGACCAUUUUCUCCACCUCACACCUCGGGCUCAACUCGUGGCGGCUUUUACGCCGGACGCGAAGGAGCAGGCCUGGGCAAAGGAGAACUUGGAGCCGUGGGGGGUCAAGAUUUAUUCGGAUUAUGAUUUGAUGUUGAAGCAUGAGGGAUUGGAGGCGGUUUGUAUUGCCACUGUGACCACGGUGCAUGCGGAGCAGACGAUCAAGGCGAUUGAGGCGGGCAAGCAUGUGCUGUGUGAGAAGCCGUUGAGCACAAAGUUGGAAGUCUGUCAACAAGUCUUUGAAGUCGCCGCUCGCCACCCCCACAUCAAAGUAAUGUGCGGCUUCUCCCGCCGCUUCGACAAAUCCUACUCGAGCGCCUACCAACUCGUCACAAACGACCACAUCGGGCGCCCGACCAUCAUCCGCUCCCAAACCUGCGACAAAUACGACCCGUCUGGCUUCUUCGUCGAAUACGCCCAGUUCUCCGGCGGGAUCUUUGUCGACUGCAACAUCCACGACAUUGACCUCGCACUGUGGUACUUUAGCGCCGCCUCACGCGGCGCCCAGCUCCCAGUCGUAAAAUCCGUCGUCGCAGUUGGCGUGACGGCGCUCGAGCCCGAACUGGCGCAAUACGGCGACGUGGACAACGGGGUCGGCGUUGUCGAGUUUUACGACGGCCAGAUUGCCUACUUCUUCAGCUCGCGGAUGAAUGCACCGGGCCAGCACGACAUGACGGAGAUUGUGGGGACCAAGGGCAAGUUGGCGGUGAAUGCGAGCCCGACGAUCGAUAUGCUGGAACGACACACGAGCACGGGGAUUAAUCGCGAGAUUCCGCAGAAUUACUUUGAGCGAUUUGAAAUGGCAUUUGUGGAGGAGGCGCGGCAGUUUACCGAGGCGGUGCUCGAGAACAAGACGGUGCCGGUGGAUCUGAAGAGUAGUGUCGAGGCAGUGCGGAUCGGGAUUGCGUUGCAGGAAAGUUUGAGGUCUGGGCAGAAGAUUUGGUUUGAUCGCGAGGGCAACAGGGUGGAUGGAGCGGCUAUGACGGGCGGGUCCAAGUUGUAG
Molecule: messenger RNA, 1110 nt
Organism: Plenodomus lingam JN3
Lineage: Eukaryota; Fungi; Ascomycota; Dothideomycetes; Pleosporales; Leptosphaeriaceae
Biological process (GO): NADPH regeneration
Cellular component (GO): cytoplasm
Molecular function (GO): nucleotide binding; oxidoreductase activity
Source: RefSeq, a predicted model, not a curated record